Messenger RNA from Closterium sp. NIES-65, 1596 nucleotides. Lineage: Eukaryota; Viridiplantae; Streptophyta; Zygnematophyceae; Desmidiales; Closteriaceae. The record is from the annotation of a GenBank genome assembly.
AUGCGGGAAAACUUCCCCAGACAGCAAUGCUCCCAUAUAGGCGACUGCACUGACGAAUUCCUGGGCGGCCCUGUCGCCGCCCUUCGCGGCCCCGUCGCCGCCCCUAUCGGCCCCGUCGCCGCCCUUCGCGGCCCCGUCGUCGCCCCUAGCGGCCCCGUCGCCGCCCUUCGCGGCCCCGUCGCCGCCCCUCUCGGCCCCGUUGCCGCCCUUCGCAGCCCCGUCGCCGCCCCUAGCGGCCCCGUCACCGCCCUUCACGGCCCCGCGCGGCCUCUUCUCGGCCCCGUCGCCGCCCUUUGUGGCCCCGUCGCCACCCUUCCCGGCCCCUCCUCGGCUCCUCCGCCGCCAGCAGCAGCCGCCGCCAGCAGCAGCCGCCGCCGCCGCCAGCAGCAGCCGACAACAGCGGCGGCCACCACCAGCAGCAACCUUCGCCGCCGACAGCAGCGACUGCCGCCGCCACUAACAGCAGGAUCUGCCGCCGCGGUCGCGGCUCUGUCCCUGCCGACGCGCCUCGGCCCUGCCCCAUCGCUUGCCAGCCCCUACCUACCAGCCCUGCCGAUGCUGACAGCACUGUUCGCUCACAGUGGGCCACACGCGAUGCUGCGGCGCAAGCACUUUAGUCAGUACAAGAGUGCUAAGACCUUGUACGAUGCUAUAGUUGCACGCUACUCUUCCCCUGCCACUGCUGCCCUCAGCCGCCUCAUGCUGCCGUACCUGUUUCCUGACCUCGCUGCCUUUCCUACUGUCGCUGACCUCGUUACGCACCUUCGCACUAGUGACACCCGCUACCGCGCUGCACUUCCUGCUGAGUUUUGCGCCAAGAACCCUCCCCCCAUGUACAUCACCCUCUACUACAUAGUCACCCGGCUCCCUAACUCUCUUUGCUCGGUCAAGGACCACUUCCUCUCAGUUUGCCCCACCACACUCACCGUUGACCUCCUCGAGGAGCACCUCCUGGCAGCUGAGAAGAGUAUAGUCGCUGUAGGAGCCUCUCGAGGUGACCCUCGUGCCCCCGUCUUUGAGGGGUGUUCCCCCUCCCCCCUUUUGCCCUCUAUUGUCUCUGAUGCUGCCGUCGACUUCGUUGGCACCGAGUCGGUCGACGCUGCGUCUGCCCCUAGCGGGCGACGCCGCACCGGCAAGGGCAAGGGGGGCAAGGGCGCUGGAGGGGCUUGCCGGGGCGGAGGAGGUGGCGGUGGAGGAGGCGGAGGGAGUGGGGGUGGUGGUGGGAGUGGUGGUGGGGGUGGGGGCUUCGGUGGCGGCGGUGGCAGCGGAGGCUGCGGCGGCGGUGGCGGUGGGAGCGGAGGAGGAGGCGGUGGCAGCGGUGGCGGAGGUGGCGGCGGAGGAGGUGGCGCUAGUCGGGGUGGCUGUGCGCAGCGGGGCGGCUUCGGUGAUGGUCAGCGCCAGCAGGAGCAGCAACGCACUCGUGAGACCCCGCCCCCGCAGCAGCUUCGUGAGUGGUACGCUUCGCGUCAGCGGGGUGGGGGUACUGGUCCCUGUACCUACGUCCUGCGUACCGGCGACCGUACGGGUGAGCAGUGCGGGGGCCCGCACCCCACCCAGCGCUGCUUCGGCCGCCUGACGGACGCUUGGCGUCUCUAG